CAGCGAAAGAAAGACUGGGGCGAGGAAAAGAGAACUGCUGUGUGCUCCAGUCCCCACAUUUCGUUUGCAGACAUGUUUUGAGCGAGAACGCGUCCACUAUUUUCUGCAGUUGCAGACCAGCAACGAGCAACGGUUCCCCGAUUAUUCUCCUUGCAGUUUUUGCUUCGGCUCCCCUUGCAUUUAGAUUUCGCGAGUGAUCGGUUCCUUUCAUACCAAAUUGUGCUUUCUUUGAUCUCAGCGAGUAUUAACGACGAUAAGUAAUGUCCCCUCCAUCGUUGACAAAGCGUGGCUUUUACUCGCCUGGUUCUCCGGCUGAUGUUCCAUCACCGGACGGCUCUAACGAUUCGGCCAUUGAAAGUUGCUAUAGUGGCACACCACCCCCGUCGGAAAAUGUUCCUGCACCACGGAAACGCAAGGCCGUGGACAAAGAAAGCGAACAGUACAAAGCUCGUCGUGAAAGAAACAACGAAGCUGUUCGGAAAAGUCGUGCCAAAAGCAAACUCAAGCGCCUGCAGACAGAUACGCAGCUGAAGCAAUUGCAGAGCGAUAAGUCCCGCUUGGAGCUGCAAGUGGAGAUGCUGCAGAAGGAGCUACAUUUGAUUCGCUCCUGGGUGGGCCAGCAGCCCAAGAUGGAGCCCGGGGAAGCGGAGGCCGCGCAAACCGGAGGCGGUACUGUGUCUGCCAUCUCGCCAAAGCACGCCAAAUGAAAGUGUAUUUGUAUAUAACUGCUGCUGGGCAUCGUCGGUGGUUCGUAUUAAAUCAUUUUCCUUUGGAUUUCACAGUUUAUGGAAGCGCCGUUUUCGCCUUAGGUUUUCUUUUUUACAAAAAUGCAAACUGCGCGCUGCAUGUUUGAGUCUCCUUUGGGAUUGUACUUUCAUCAUUGUGAUUUCGUCCGCAUUACACACCGUUUCUUCUUUCAUUACGCCGCCACUGUGCCGCUUUUUUGUUUUAUGGAUUUUUUUAAAAACAGUCUCUCUUUUUCUGUUUGUACGGGCCGUAUUUUUUGAUUGUCAGUGGAUCGUGUUUGCGCAAUAUGGCUGCAGUUGUUAUCUGUGUGUUGAUUGAGCACGGCUGAUGUUUGGAGUGUGCUGGUCCGAAGUGUUAUCCGUCAAAAGACCGUUUGAUAAGAUUUCCGAUGGACUGCGCACCUGGUUGAGCGUGCAUUGCACUGCAGUCGUGUUGGCAGCUUGGCACGUCCAUUAAUCUGCUGGUUUAUAUGCGCCAACGAUUGGAAAAGCGGUCAGAACGUUCCUUUCCUGUGAUCAUCAUAAUGAAAAAGAUCUUAAAAAGAGUUUACGCCCCAUUGUUUUCCUGUGGAUCGACGAUUUCAGCAGUAGCAAGGGUGGUUUUUGUUGUUUUAUUGUCAGUAUAGAAUUUUUCUUCACCGUUCUGCAUCGCAAUGGAGGCCCGUUACUCGCCAUUCGCACAAGAUACGUUUUCUCUCGGUUUACGUUUGGAUUAAACGCAGUAAUGUGUUCGCCAGUUUUCCUAUUGUUUGUCAGUUCUAUUGAACGGUGUAUUUUCUGGAUAAUUAAUGCGUUUAAUUGUUCGGAUCUAUCCAAACGUGAACCUUGCAUUUUUGUUCUUUAGCGAAAACUGCCAAAAAAACCAAAAAUGUUCCUGUAAAUACGAAAAAAUAAAGUGAUACUAUAAUA
This is a messenger RNA of Paramacrobiotus metropolitanus, 1655 nucleotides long. RefSeq names its product CCAAT/enhancer-binding protein beta-like. The record is from RefSeq and is a predicted model, not a curated record. Gene Ontology annotation, biological process: regulation of transcription by RNA polymerase II; DNA-templated transcription. The transcript is spliced from 3 exons. The coding region runs from base 261 to 707 and encodes 148 amino acids. Gene Ontology annotation, molecular function: RNA polymerase II cis-regulatory region sequence-specific DNA binding; DNA-binding transcription factor activity, RNA polymerase II-specific. Lineage: Eukaryota; Metazoa; Tardigrada; Eutardigrada; Parachela; Macrobiotidae.